Molecule: messenger RNA, 3399 nt
Organism: Rhopalosiphum maidis (corn leaf aphid)
Lineage: Eukaryota; Metazoa; Arthropoda; Insecta; Hemiptera; Aphididae
Exons: 5
Coding region: 159-2447 (762 amino acids)
Cellular component (GO): extracellular region
Molecular function (GO): chitin binding
Source: RefSeq, a predicted model, not a curated record
AAGCAGAAGGAACCCUUUGCUGCUACUCAUCAUCACUUUUACCCGAACGAUCCUCAGUACGUGCGCGCUGCCGGGUGAGUUUACAAAUGCACUGCUGCACACACUAAAAGGAAUCACACAGAUACUAUAUAUUGAUAAUAUAGAAAUAUAUAUACAUCAUGUUGUCCGAUAAUACGAUGACGGCCAUCAAGAUCUGGACGUUCCUCACACUGUUCACCUGUAUGGUGUAUGGUCAGAGAAAACCACCAAAUUACCAGCAAAAUGAAAUGCCGCCGACCAGUUUCAGCUGCAAAGACAAAAUCGUGGGUGGAUACUACGCAGACCCCGAAACAUCUUGUCAAAUGUUCCACGUCUGCGUGAAUGUCGUCGGAAGUGGGGUUCAAGAUUUCCGGUUCUUAUGCCCAAACAACACGGCAUUUGAUCAAGAGAACCAGAUCUGCGACGAUUGGUAUAACAUCGACUGUGAAGCGGCCACGUUGUAUUACAGCGACAAUUUUGACUUGUAUAAACUCGGUUUCAGCGGAGCUCCAGCCACAUCGGGUAAAGCUACACCAAUACCGUUGGGCCCAUCCAGCGCGUCACCGAACGCAGCGACCCGAUCACAAUCCAGUCCCAGGAGGCCUUCACUAUCCGCUCCUGUAAACAACGCUGUGUCUGAGAACGACGACGACUACUACUUGCAGAGAAGCGAUGCUACAGAUAGUCGACUGCAACAUGACCUCUUGCGAGGCAGCAGCUCAGGCAAUUUCUUCAGCAAUAAGAACAGAGGCAUCGAGAACCCAGACGACUACGACGAUAGCCGGAUAGUUGUUUCAUCUAAAGACGUACCGAAGAAAAACACUAAAGCGCCGUUCAGAAAACUUUUAACAGGCAAGAAACCGGUUGCCGAAUCCACUACAGGUGCUCCGAGCACCACUUCGGGUAUCACCGGAACCACCGCCGCCGCAACCACUAUCACUAGCACAACCACGGCAAGACAGUCUAAUUACAAGCCCACCACGUACCGCAGCAAGGACCGCGGUCGUGUGAAUUACAAGACGUACUUAGAUAAACAAACCAAAGCGGAUGAGUUCGACAAUCAAAAAUUGGCUAAGCCCGCAACCUCCAUCCAAUCCACAACGUUUGCUCCAUCAACCGGUAAUACAUACCGUGGACAACCGACCGUGACUGUUGCUGCUGUUGAAAACACUUAUCAAACCACACAAUUAUCUAACGCCGUACAACAAAAUAAUCGGCCAAAAAAUAACGAUUUCCUGCGCAUUGCACCAGCAAACAACAACAACAACAACAACGGCGGUUUCCAGUCAGCUAGGAUCAACGUGACGCCUUCAAUCAGCAACUUCCAGACGAAUAACGCGUUCCGUCCAGCAAACGAUCAGGCUCAAAAUUUCCAACAAAAUGUCGUCAACUACAAUCAAGGCUUCCAAUCAGACAAAACUACUUACUCCACAACCGCGCAGAACUUAAACCCAAUAAACUUCCAGUCCGACAAGAUCUACACGACGACACAAAAAUAUAUCCAAAACCCAACAACUAACACUUUCCAACAACAAGGUAGUAACACGUUCCAGCCAGGAAGUACUUUCCAGCCUGUAAAUAAUUUCCAACAACCCAACAAUUUCCAGCAAUCCAAUAACUUCCAGCAAGCCAAUAAUUUUCAACAACCCAAUAACUUCCAGCAAGCCAAUAAUUUCCAGCAAUCUAAUAACUUCCAGCAACCCAAUAACUUCCAGCAACCCAAUAACUUCCAGCAACCUAAUAACUUCCAGCAAGCCAAUAAUUUCCAGCAACCUAACGCUUUCCAACCGGCCAACAAUUUCCAGCAACCCAACACUUUCCAACCGGCUAAUAAUUUUCAAACCGUGACUCCUACAACGCAAAAGUACAACUCAUAUCAGCCAUCGUCACCGACCGCAUAUCAACAGACCACAAACGUGUUCCAGUCGUCGACACCGUACAACGCGGGCAACUCGUUCCAACAGCAACAACAACAGUCAUCCCAGCAACCACUGUUCCAAUCCACCACUGAGCACUUCUCUAAAGACUUUAAAGCAAAGUUUGACCCAUACAACAGCUACCACCAGAGUACGAACGAGGAAGCUGGCGAGACUCUAAAGACAGCGCCUAGUACGAACCUGAGGCCGAGUGAACUUAAUGCCCUUAUCCAGCCAAAACCUAAAUCGAUAAACGCAACAUUGUCAGUUGGAUUUAGUUUUAACAAGUUGGACGGUGGAGUGGCCAAGUCCACUGUUGUCGUACCGGCACCAACCACGCAAAAACCGAGGCCUUUCACCACUCAACAGCCCUCGUCGACGACGCAGUUUGUCACAGUCAGUUCAACCACGGCUUUCGUGACCGCAGGGCCAAGCAGCAAUGCUAAAAAGGCCGUCACCAAAGACAAGGACUCGUCGUACGAUUAUGCAGUACUACGACGACAGCAAUCAUAACGAUUACACCGACGUGGUGCCCGAAGACUUUUCCAGAAUUAACAACUCGAAAAACUUUUAAGCAAAUUAUAAAAUAUGUCCCCCCCAACAAACUUUCAAAAGCCUUUAAUGUGUAAGUUUUUUGUAAAUAAAUCGUAGAUUUACGUCUAAUAUAUUAUAAUAUUAUAAAAUUUAAAAUAAAAUUACGUUUUAAUCGUAUAUAUUUUUCGACCACGCGAUGAAAAUUCUUCAGUGCCAAUCAAUUCUAUAAUGUCGUUAUACGACGACAUGUCGGUUAAACGUAGGUUUCGAGCAGACUUGGGGAGUUUGACAGAACAACUUCCAUGAAUCCCAGCAAGUCUUGUGAAAGUAUUCGCACUACUUCACAAGACCUUCGUGAACUACCGGUAAUCAUUCAAGUGCCAAUUACAGUACUUAUGUAUGUUCCGGCAGGUAUACUGUAGUAUCGGGUGUUUCACUAUCACUGCAUCCAGCUAUCAGCUUACAAUCAAACGUACCUAUGUACAGAUCCGGCAGUAAAAUUGGUAGCGGUACGAUAAAUGUUACCUUUUUAUUGUUUUUUUUUUCGAAAAUCAGAAUAUAUGUAUAUAUAUAUUUCAAAUGACUGUUAACUUAUUUUAUUGAUUUGGAACAAAAUAUUAUUUUUAUCGUAUUCUCUUGGACAAUGGAAAAAAAAACAAAAAAUUCGAACUAAAUUAAAGUAGAAAACUAUGAAAAAAAUGCAGUAAAUAUUUAAGAAAAAUAAAAAGUCAUCGUGCAACAGCAGAAGCUGACAAACUUUUAUAAUACCUAUGUAUUAUUAUUUAUAAUUAAUCAUUAAAUUUCAGCAACAUCUAUAAUUAAGCGGUAUUAAAAUUAAAUUAAAAAUAUCUGCUUUGUAUAAGAACAAACUUAAAAUUUUUAUAAUUAUUUCAUUCGUAUAGAGUGUCAUUGUAAAAAUUAGCCUUACAAC